AUGUCUGUAGAUCUGGAUAAAUGUUAUGAAGUAGUUGUAAAAUCAGCAAAACACGUAGGAAAGAUAAUUAAAGAAAGAAUUUGGGAUUCAAAAUUAAAAAUAGAAACAAAAUCAUCGGAAAUUGAUUUGGUUACGGAAACCGAUCAAGAAGUUGAAAAAUAUUUAAUAUCAAAUCUCAAAGAAAAUUUUCCUGAUCAUUUAUUUAUAGGUGAAGAAAGUGUGAGCGAAGGUGCCAAAUGUAAUUUUACAAAUUCACCAACAUGGAUAAUAGAUCCUGUCGAUGGUACCAUGAAUUUUGUUCAUGGUUAUCCAAAUGUUUGCACUUCGAUUGCAUUAUUUGUAAAUAAAAUACCUGAAAUAGGUAUAGUUUAUAAUCCUGUUAUUGAUUUAUUUUUCGAAGCCAGAAGAGGUUUAGGUGCUAAAUUAAAUGGCAGAACUAUUCAUGUAUCAAAAGAAACAGAAUUAUCCAGAUGUCUUUUGGGAUUCGAAUGUGGAACAAGUCGAGAUCCUAAAAAAGAAGAAAAUGUACUUGCAAACAUUUCGAAACUAAUUGGAAAAGUUCAUGGUUGUAGAGCUACUGGAUCAGCUGCUAUGAAUAUGGCAUUGGUUGCUUCAGGUUCUUCUGAUGCAUAUUUUGAAUUUGGUAUUCAUGCAUGGGAUGUUGCAGCAGGUGAACUUUUAGUUAAAGAAGCUGGUGGUGUGGUCAUCGAUCCAUCUGGUGGAAAUUUUGAUAUUUUAAGCAGAAGAGUUUUGUGCGCAUCAACGCAAUCUUUAGCUAAUCAAUUAGUAAAAGAAUUGACUCAGUUUUAUCCUGAAAGAGAUUAA
Molecule: messenger RNA, 825 nt
Organism: Pediculus humanus corporis (human body louse)
Lineage: Eukaryota; Metazoa; Arthropoda; Insecta; Psocodea; Pediculidae
Product: Inositol monophosphatase, putative
Exons: 5
Coding region: 1-825 (274 amino acids)
Biological process (GO): phosphatidylinositol phosphate biosynthetic process; signal transduction; inositol metabolic process
Molecular function (GO): inositol monophosphate 1-phosphatase activity
Source: RefSeq, a predicted model, not a curated record